GACCAGGCCGGGCACCUGCGGGCGGCUGCGGAGGGCCCCGCGCACGAUCCUGAACCAACCCGCGGGCGUCCGGGGCCUGAGAUGAGCUUAGAGUCCCUGUUCCAGCACAUCAUCUUCUCGGAGCAUCAGGCCCAGGAGAGUCGCCGCUUGAUCCGAGAAGUAAGGUCGGAAAUAAACAGAUGUCGUGAAGAAAUUAAGAAAGCAACUGAGUUGCUGAAUGAAGAGAAAAUCAAGUUGGAAUUGAAGGUUCAGCAGUUUUCUGAAAAAGCCUUCCUCUUACAGCUUUGGAAAAUUCAUGAAAAUGCCUUAGAAAGACAGUGUAGUGAAAUUACAAACCAGAGGAAUAUGCUUCUUCAAGACUUUGAGGCUGCGAAGAAAAAAGUGACAGAGGAGGAAGAAAAAUUUAUUAAGGAAAUUACAGAUUUCAAUAAUGAGUAUGAAGUAACAAAGAAAAGAGAACUUUGGAUAAAAGAAAAUGUCAAGAUUGAAAUAUCUGACUUAGAAAACCAGGCGAACAUUUUGAAGAGAGAAAUGAAGUCAAUGGAACAUGAUAGUGGCCAGUUAAGUGAACUUCAAAAACAAAAGAGUGAAUUAAAACAAGAAUUACUUACUGUGCAGAGAAAACUUAAAGUUUUUGAAGAUAAAAAGAAUGAAGCCAUUUGUACUACCAAAUACCUAGAGGCAGAAAAAGUAAAAAUCAAUGAAAAGCCUCAAAGUGAUGCAGAAUGCUUAAGACUUAAAAAAGAAUUACAACUUUAUAAGGAAGAUGACAUGCAAAGUGCUUGUGAAGCUCUCCAAACAGAAAUAGAAGUUUUAGAGUUGAUAUUGGCACAGAAAGAUCUUCAGGAAAACAAAUAACUUGUGGAGAGUUGACCAAAGCUAUCCAAGGUGUGUCUGUGGAGUUAAGUCUGAGGUGCCUGCAGCCUUGGCCAGCAUAUGUGCCUGCCAGUUUUCUUCCUGAUGCCAAUGUUGGUGGAAUGAAAUAAGUCAUCUAUUUGGGGAU
This is a messenger RNA of Nyctereutes procyonoides (raccoon dog), 1003 nucleotides long. RefSeq names its product coiled-coil domain containing 172 (gene CCDC172). The transcript is spliced from 10 exons. Gene Ontology annotation, cellular component: cytoplasm. The coding region runs from base 82 to 858 and encodes 258 amino acids. NCBI's taxonomy places the organism in Eukaryota, Metazoa, Chordata, Mammalia, Carnivora, Canidae. The record is from RefSeq and is a predicted model, not a curated record.